CGUCCUACUCCGGGGCACUUGGACUUAUCCCAGGCAACCAUUCGCGAUGCUUCCGUUUCUGCUCUCGCAUCGGCCAGGAUCAUUCAGGACAUCGAAUCCUUCAGUUACCCUGAGGGCAUCAAGAGUCCUGGUCCUGCUCUUGAGUUGAACGUUGAUGCAGACAAGGGCAAAUUCCGUUAUGACCGUCAGUUCUUGCUUCAAGUCUGCAAGGAGCGGCCAGACGCUUCGCCGAUCCUCAAUGCUCUUGGUAUUGAC
Messenger RNA from Cantharellus anzutake, 255 nucleotides. RefSeq lists its product as uncharacterized. The annotation marks the transcript as partial. The record is from RefSeq and is a predicted model, not a curated record. Lineage: Eukaryota; Fungi; Basidiomycota; Agaricomycetes; Cantharellales; Hydnaceae. The transcript has 2 exons.